Molecule: messenger RNA, 360 nt
Organism: Fraxinus pennsylvanica
Lineage: Eukaryota; Viridiplantae; Streptophyta; Magnoliopsida; Lamiales; Oleaceae
Source: the annotation of a GenBank genome assembly
AUGGGACGGGAUACAAGAAAAUCACUCACUGAUGAAUACGAAGUGAGUGAAGUUCUGGGCAGGGGAGGAUUUUCAGUUGUACGAAAAGGGAUUCAGAAAUGCAGUGAAGGAAAUACAAGAGUCGCGAUUAAAACUUUGAGAAGAUUUGGCCCAUUUAUGCCUUCUCCAGGAUCCAGAAAUUCGAAAAAUUCAAAUCAGGCUUUGAUUUCCAAUGCUUUGUUAACUAAUGAACUUUUAGUGAUGAGGAAAAUUGUUGAAGAUGUUUCUCCACAUACAAAUGUAAUUCAUCUUCAUGAUGUCUGUGAAGACAGUGGUGGCGUUCAUUUGAUUUUGGAGCUUUGUUCUGGACUUCUGGGGUGA